Messenger RNA from Kazachstania africana CBS 2517, 216 nucleotides. It is a transcript of the gene SOM1, whose product is annotated as Som1p. Lineage: Eukaryota; Fungi; Ascomycota; Saccharomycetes; Saccharomycetales; Saccharomycetaceae. The transcript has a single exon. Gene Ontology annotation, cellular component: mitochondrial inner membrane peptidase complex. Bases 1 to 216 code for a protein of 71 amino acids. The record is from RefSeq and is a predicted model, not a curated record.
AUGGCGCCAAUGAUUCGAGUAAUGGAUGGCGAUGCUGCUGAAAGGGAAGUGAAGGGUGCAGAAGGGUGUCAGUUAUAUUCGUUAGUGCAAUAUAAUUGUGAGUACCGCGUUGGUGGGACGUUGGAGUGCUUCCCCUUCAAGAGAAUGUUUCUUGAGUGUCUGGACAAGAGUGGGAAGCUGAAGAGAGUGGAGACCAGGAGUGGUUCAUGUAAAUAG